Prionailurus viverrinus (fishing cat) is the source of this 7968-nucleotide messenger RNA. RefSeq names its product zinc finger protein 585A. The coding region runs from base 968 to 3601 and encodes 877 amino acids. Gene Ontology annotation, molecular function: RNA polymerase II cis-regulatory region sequence-specific DNA binding; DNA-binding transcription factor activity, RNA polymerase II-specific. Gene Ontology annotation, biological process: regulation of transcription by RNA polymerase II. The record is from RefSeq and is a predicted model, not a curated record. The transcript has 4 exons. NCBI's taxonomy places the organism in Eukaryota, Metazoa, Chordata, Mammalia, Carnivora, Felidae.
CAGGCUCCAGGCUCCGAGCCAUCAGCCCAGAGCCCGACGUGGGGCUCGAACUCACAGACCGCGAGAUCGUGACCUGGCUGAAGUCGGACGCUUAACCCACUGCGCCACCCAGACGCCUCUGCAGUUCUGAUCUUAAGGAAUAUUACUCCGUAUCUCAUUGACCAGUACUCAUCACGGGUUUUGUUAAACUUUACGUUCUCCACAGCGGUGGUUCUCAAAGUGUGGUCCCUGGACCAGCAACAUCAACAUGACCUGGGGACUACUUCAAAAUGCUAAUUCUUGGGCCCUGCUAUGGUCUGAAUGUUUAUGUCCCCCCAAAGUUUGUAUGUUCAAAUCCAGAAAUACCGUAUAAGGAGGUGAGAUCUUUGGGAACUGAUUGGGUCACGAAGGUGGACUACUCAUAAAUGGGAUUAGUGCUCUUGUAAAAUAGAUCCCACACAGAAGGUGCUGGCUGUGAACCUUUAGUGAGGUCUCUCACUAAAAUGUGACCACACUGAUGCCCUGAUCUUGGACUUUCCAGCCUCCAGAACGGUGAUCAAUAAAUCUCAGGUGUUUAUAGGCUGCCCAGUCUGUGGUGUUUCAUUAUAGCAGCCUGACUGGACUAAGAAAGUUGCUCCCCUAGGCCUGUUGAAUCAGAAACUGGGAGUGAGAUGGAGGGUUUUUACUGUAUCUUAACAAGCCCUCGAAGUGUUUUGAAUCCACAUUAAAGUUUGAGAGCUUCUGCUCUCUGUGUCUAGUUCAGGGAACUUCACCUUGGUGCCGUGGUGUUGGCAGGAAAUGUUUAUGUGAUGAAUAUUGAGUAUGUGACCAUGUGGACAUUGUCUUCUAGGUUUCUUGUUGUCUCUGGGGAGCCCCUGGGUUAGAUCUUUCUCCAGACUUCAGCCUGCCUCCCCCCAGCAGCUCUGCUUGGAUUUACAGAUGCCUACCAGGCUUUAGGCUCCUGAGAGAAUAAAGUUUGAGACCUACCAUGACGAUGUCAGCUAAUCAGACCUCGCCCCAAAAAUCCCUGAUCCUGGUUCCAGAGGAAUAUGACAGUUCAUAUGAGGGAUCGGUGUCCUUCAGGGAUGUGGCUGUAGAUUUCAGCAGAGAGGAGUGGCAGCAUCUAGACCUUGCUCAGAGAAACUUGUACCGGGAUGUGAUGUUGGAGACCUACAGUCACCUGCUUUCAGUAGGGUAUGAAGUUCCCCAACCAGAAGUUUUCAUGUUGGAGCAAGGAAAGGAGCCCUGGGCAUUGCAGGGUGAGAGCCCACAUCAGAGCUGUUCAGAAGAAUUGUGGCAGAUUGAUGACCAGACAGAAAGCUAUCAGCAAAGAGAAAACAAAUCUUUAAGCGAUGUUGUUUUCAUCAAGAAAAUACUGACUGCAAAGAAGGAUUAUGAAUAUAAGGACAUUAGAAAAAUAAUCCAUGUGAGCCAAAACAUUCUUUCCCCCAAAAGAGCCCCUCAGUGUGAUUCAUUUGGAAAUGCUUUGAAGCAUAAUUUAGAUUUACACAGUCAUUAUAGAAACAGUGCAUCAAAGAACAUGAAUAAGAUUACUGAAUAUGGUAAAAUUUCUUCCUCUACUGACCCUGAGUGUUCUCCAACAGGAGAGAAGUUAUGGGACCAUAAUCAAUGUGGAAAUAUCCUCAGCUAUAAACAAGCACCCUCUCAACAUCAAAAAAUUCAUACUGGGGAGAAAUCUUACGAAUAUGCUGAAUUUGGAAAGAUCUUCACCCAGAAGUCACAGCUCAGGGUACAUAUGAAAGUUCAUACAGGAGAAAAACUCUAUGUGUGCAUUGACUGUGGGAAAGCUUUUGUAAAGAAGCCAGAAUUCAUUACACAUCAGAGAACCCAUACUAGAGAGAAGCCCUAUAAGUGCAGUGAAUGUGGAAAAGCUUUUUUCCAAGUAUCUUCUCUCUUAAGGCAUCAAAGAAUUCAUACUGGAGAAAAACUUUAUGAAUGCAGUGAAUGUGGAAAAGGCUUCUCUUACAACUCUGAUCUCAGUAUACACCAGAAAAUUCAUACUGGAGAGAGACACCAUGAAUGCAGUGAUUGUGGCAAAGCAUUUACACAAAAGUCCACGCUCAAGAUGCAUCAGAAGAUUCACACAGGUGAGAGAUCUUAUAUAUGUAUUGAAUGUGGACAGGCCUUCAUACAGAAGACACACUUGAUUGCACACCGAAGAAUCCAUACUGGAGAAAAACCAUAUGAAUGCAAUAACUGUGGGAAGUCCUUCAUUUCUAAGUCACAACUCCAGGUACAUCAACGAAUUCACACAAGAAUGAAACCCUUUAUAUAUACUGAAUAUGGGAAGAUCUUCAACAAUAGUUCCAAUCUCAUUACACAUAAGAAAGUUCAAAUUAGAGAGAAAUCGUCCAUAUGUACUGAAUGUGGUAAGGCCUUUACGUACAGGUCAGAACUGAUUAUACAUCAGAGAAUUCACACUGGGGAAAAACCUUAUGAAUGCAGUGAUUGUGGAAAAGCCUUUACUCAGAAGUCAGCACUCACAGUGCAUCAGAGAAUUCAUACAGGAGAAAAAUCUUACGUAUGCAUGAAAUGUGGACUAGCCUUUAUCCAGAAGGCUCACUUGAUUGCACAUCAAAUAAUUCAUACUGGAGAGAAACCUUAUAAAUGUGGCCACUGUGGGAAAUCCUUUACUUCCAAGUCACAACUCCAUGUACAUAAACGAAUUCACACAGGAGAGAAGCCUUAUAUGUGCGCUAAAUGUGGGAAGGCAUUCACCAACAGGUCAAAUCUCAUUACACAUCAGAAAACUCAUACAGGGGAGAAAUCCUAUAUAUGUCCUAAAUGUGGAAAGGCCUUCACACAAAGGUCAGAUUUGAUUACACACCAGAGAAUUCAUACUGGAGAAAAACCUUAUGAAUGUGGUACCUGUGGAAAAGCCUUUACCCAAAAGUCACACCUCAAUAUACACCAGAAAAUUCAUACCGGAGAAAGACAGUAUGAAUGCCAUGAAUGUGGGAAAGCCUUCAACCAGAAAUCAAUACUUAUUGUGCAUCAGAAAAUUCAUACAGGAGAGAAACCUUAUGUAUGCGGUGAGUGUGGUAGAGCUUUCAUCCGGAAGUCAAACUUCAUUACUCAUCAGAGGAUUCAUACUGGAGAGAAACCUUAUGAAUGCAGUGAUUGUGGGAAAUCCUUCACGUCCAAAUCUCAGCUCCUGGUGCAUCAACCAAUUCACACAGGAGAAAAACCGUAUGUGUGUGCUGUGUGUGGGAAAGCCUUUAGUGGCAGAUCAAAUCUCAGUAAACACCAAAAAACCCACACAGGAGAAAAGCCCUACAUCUGUUCUGAAUGUGGGAAGACCUUCAGACAGAAGUCAGAGUUGAUUAUACAUCAUAGAAUCCACACUGGAGAGAAGCCUUAUGAAUGCAGUGACUGUGGCAAAUCUUUCACUAAGAAAUCACAACUCCAAGUGCAUCAGCGAAUUCACACAGGAGAAAAGCCUUAUGUAUGUGCUGAGUGUGGGAAGGCUUUCACAGACAGGUCAAAUUUGAAUAAACAUCAGACAACACACACUGGAGACAAACCCUAUAAGUGUGUAGUCUGUGGGAAAGGCUUCGUCCAGAAAUCUGUGCUCAAUGUCCAUCAGAGUAUUCACACUUGAGAAGAACAGUGUGAGAAAACCUCAGUGAGAUCAGGUCUGAUUGUAUAUCAUUAAAUUUGUUAGCAGAAAAAUAUGCAUAUUAUAAGUAGAAAUACCCCAUCAAAGUGUCUCACAUUAUUGUAAAGAAUAGGGCCCUGAAUGAAGGGGGCCCUUCCCACAUUAACACCACCUUCAUUAAACCUUGAAGCGUUCAUACUAGGAAAAUUGAUAGAAGGCUUCUCAUAAAAAUAUGAUGGGACAUUGUUAUCAGAUUCUGCAUAGGAGAGGUUAUAUUAAGUCAUGUUAAUGAUAAUCCUGUUUACUGUGGAAUAGGCAGGUUACCAACAGGUUGAAUGGUACAACUACAUAAUGUAUAUGAUAGUGACAGAUCCUAAGUUCUGUGAGAUGUUUGCUGCAGAACACACUAUCUAACACUGUUUGGGGUGUUUUCUCAUUCUUCUGCUGAAUCUAACAUGGUUGUGUGUGUCCGGUCCCCCAUUGAGUAUUUCCAUCAAGAAAGAGAUAACUCAGUAAAAAAGUUCUUUAUGUAUGCAGACACAAACCUCCGAGUGUAUGUUGACCCAUUAUCCUCUAGCAUCAUGACUGGUAACCCCACCCCUUAUCAUCUCUACCACUAAAGUGUAUUUGACCCUCAUUAGUUCCUAGAAUAUUGUCUUCUGACACCCACAUAAUUGCAUUAGUGCUAAAUACUAAUGUCUGUUGACUGCCAUUAUCUCAUUUAGCUCCCCACAUAGUGUUUUGUGAACCUCCACUACCCUCAGGAAAGCUUCUGAAAAGAAUUUUCAGGUCAUUUUGGUCAACUUUUCAUCUCCAUCUCCCUUUUGCUGUCAUAGUUCUUCCAGCUUAUUUGUCUGCCUUAAUGCCCUGACAUUUAUAAUAAUAACAAAUUAGAAACUCAUAUUAAAACACACCUCAACAUUUGUUCAAGUCUUCUCUGUGUCCCAUCUUUAUGCCAUGGACUCCACAAGCACCUUCUCCCCGUGUGCCUCAAACACAUCAGUUCAGGUCCUGCCUCAGAGCCUUUGCAUCUACAGCACUUAUAUCUGUGUGGUUAGCUCCUUCAUGUCUUCCAAUGGCACCUCUUCACAGAGGCUUUCCCUGUGCUUUCCUGCCUGGUUUAAAAUUUUGACCCUCUCCCCUCUAUCCUUUAUCCUUCUCCAUAGCACUUAUUGCCACGAUGCCCUGUAUAUUUUACUUGUCUCUGGCUCCUACGUUAGAAUGUUUUUCUGUUUUGUUCACCACUGUGAACCUUGACCCGUGCCUGACAACAACAGACAUUCCAUGAAUGCACACUGUGAAGUGUUGACCCUGCUCAUCACAACUUUCCUUUAAUCUUUUCUGUAUUGCAGCAUACGAUGCUGCAAUGGGGAGAACCAGCUUGCCUAAAACACCAGGCUUUUUCAGCUUGUUUUUACCUGGCCUCUGCCUCCCUUCCCCAAAGCUGAAACAUUAUUAUAAACCUUUUUGCCUGAUGCCAGCCAAUUUAAAGAAGGGAAAACUGAGACAGGAAAUCCCACAUAGAUGCUUGGUGUUCAGGAUUUCCUACCAUGAUUGUGAAAUUCGCAGCUCCAAAUACCCCACCCCAGACCCUCAUCUACAGACCCACUCCUCAUGUCCCGACAGGACCACAGCUCUAAUAGUAUGAAGAGGCUGAGAGCAAACAGGGCAGACCUUCCUGGGAAGUUAGGUGUCUGACCCAAGACUGGCAGCAGUGGUCUCUCAAAUGCAGGCAGAGGGUCUGACUGAACACUCAGCUGUUGGGCAGCCAAAUUGGAAAGAGCAGAAUGGUUCCUCCAGGUCAGUCCACUGGUAACAACUGGGAGUGGCAAGUAAUGGGGUUGUGCAAGGUGCUGUUGCCUUUGUGAACAACAGCAUUGUGGUUGAGGAUGGGGACAGAACCUUGUCAGGGGGCAAGGCUGGGAAUACUCCUGAACCCUCUCACCCAAAUUUGGUAGUGCCAUUACUCCACCUUGGAUCGAUGUCUGAUCCAUCCCUAACUCCCUUCAUCUCACUAUUUGACAGUAUCUGAUGAUCCACCAUACUCUUAUUCCUAUCUUAGAACAACGUAUGGUAGGUGAUCCACUGCUAACCCCCUUUAUCUCAUUCGGUACUGUAUCUGGGGCUUCACUAAAUGUCUUGCAACCCACCAUUAUGCCUCAAUUUAUGGCAGUGUUUGCUGACCCCCUCAAGAGAGUGUCUGAAGGACACCACCCCCCCCCCCACUUCUUACCCCACUGCAGCACAGUAUUUGUACACCCAUUAUCCCUCUUUCACUCAGUACUACGUUUAUCACCCCUCCUUAAUUCCAGGAAAUAGUGUCCUGGAGAUGUCAUUACCUCCUCCACAACUAACCUCCAGCAUGAUGUCUGUCACUUCACUUGUGACAAAGCCUAGUAAUCUCCAUAUUCCCCAUUUAUUCCCACUUUUCACGUAAGUCUAACUGAUGACCACUUCCUACAAUCUGCAGAAUAGGAAACUGUGAUAUACCCCACCUAAUCCAACUAUUAAUAAUAUCUUCUGAUACUUUUACUACACUUCUAGUAGGAUGCUUUGUGAUCCCCCUUCAUUACUUGUCCAUUGCAACAAUGGUGACUAAUGAUCUCCCAUUUCCCCAUCUAGCAGUGUUUGUAACUGUCCCCAACCCAGCAUGUGGUGAUGCCCUCAAUACCUUCUCUGAACACUGGUGUCAUUAACCUGCUUCCCUCCACACAAGUAAGGGCAAUGACUGAUAAUGCACCAUAAACUCCACAUUAUCCAUCUGCAUUUUGGAGCCUCCACUAUCCCCCUCUAUAGUACCUACAUUAAUAACCAGCAAAAAGUCUGCUGAUGUCCAUUACCUAUUAAAAGUGUCUGUGAACCUUCCAUUAAACCUUCCAUUAAGUCCUGGUAGUUUGCUUUUCCCCAUUGGUCUCCACUAACAUAAUGCUGGUUCCCCAUUGCCCAUAGUGCUUCAUGAGGCCCCUGUGUGGCUACUGCCAAGUUCUCCAGCAUUGCUUCUCCACAUCCCCACUGUUUACAUGGACGAGAAACCUGGAAGAGAGAGAAGGGAUGAGGAUGAGGUCCUUGCCUCAUAGUAGGCCCCUCUGGGGAAUUAGUGACCCAGAGUGGGCUGGGGAGGAUCUGAGGGGCCCCGGAGACCACCAGCUGGGAUUCCCAUGAUGCAACCAGAAUAGAGAAGGCUGUGGAUAUGGAUUCAAAUCCUGGUGCCAACACUGAUCUGCUGAGGAUUCUGGGCCAGUCCAGCAAAACUUCCCCCUGAGCCUCAAUUGCCUCACCUGUAAAAUGGAAUUAUUGAGAAUGAAGUGACUUAAUCAGGGCUGAAUAAGGGAGCAGGGCUAGUGGUUACCAAUUAGGGUAUCCUGUUGUUAAUAUCAUUACUAUUUAUAAAUGGACACAGCAUCUGACCAACAUCCGCAUGACGGUGCCCAAACCUCACAGAGGGAAACAUGUUAUUUUUUUUGUCAAUUAAUUCAAAUUAUUUCUCUUUUAUAUGUAUUAUGAUAUUAUAGUACUGAGAUAUUUUUAAAGUCAGAUUUAUUGAGGUGUGGAUAAUCACCCUUUUUAGUGUAGAAUUCUGAGAGUUUUGACAAAUGACAAUUAUGUAAUUAACACCACAGUCAAGACAGAGAACAUUUCCUUCACUCCCCAGCAUUCCUUCCUAUCCCUUUUUAGGCAGUCCCCCUACUUCAGCCUCUUGCAGUCACUAAUUUGAUCUGUUUCUGGUCUCUAUAGUUUUGCCUUUUCCACGGUGUUACAGAAAUAUAUGGGUAUCUGUAUGUACAUAUGUAUGUAUCCUUUUGAGUCUGACAUCUUUCAUUUUGUGAUGUAUUUGAGAUUCAUCCACAUGGUUGUAUGAGAUACAGGUGAAAAUAAGCUGAUGAUAAGAUGCUCAACAUCAUUAGUCAGGAAAAUGCAAAUUAAGACCGUGAUGAGAUACUACUACACACUUAGAAUGGCUUAAAAUAAUUUUUUUUAAAUAGUACCAAAAGUUGUCAUGGAUGCAGAGCGAUGGACACUUUAAUGCAUUACUGUUGGGAAGGUAAAAUGAUAUAUCCACUCUGGACAAAAAUUUGGCAGGUUCUUAUAAAAUUAACCAUAUACCAUAUACUAUGAACCAGCAGUUCUGCUCCUCAGUAUUUAACCUAGAGAAAUGAAAAAUUAUAUAUGGACUCAAAUGUUGACAGAAACUAUAUUCACUUGCCAAAAGAUUGGAAACAACCCAAAUGUAGUGGGUGAAUAAUUCAAUAAAUUGUAGGACAUACAAUGAGAUACUACUUACACAUAAGAAGGAAUAAUUUAUUGACACAAGUUACAAUAUGGAUGAAUCUCAAAAAGUAUGUUUUACCAUGUGAUAAUUUAAAUUAUAU